Molecule: messenger RNA, 549 nt
Organism: Metopolophium dirhodum (rose-grain aphid)
Lineage: Eukaryota; Metazoa; Arthropoda; Insecta; Hemiptera; Aphididae
Gene: Fdx1
Product: adrenodoxin-like protein 1, mitochondrial
Exons: 2
Coding region: 1-549 (182 amino acids)
Biological process (GO): positive regulation of oxidoreductase activity; P450-containing electron transport chain
Cellular component (GO): mitochondrion
Molecular function (GO): 2 iron, 2 sulfur cluster binding
Source: RefSeq, a predicted model, not a curated record
AUGUUUUUGCCCGUCACUGUGGCAAAACUAGUGCGUGGUGUGUUCUGCAAUCGACGCCGUCACCUCACCCUUCCGUCGAGUCGUGUCUGUUUGACUAGGUCCGGAGUCCCAUCCGUGCGGAAGAGGUUCGUGUCCACCACCCCGAGUCUGUGGCACGGCGAAUACGAAUGGCAGGAUCCGAAAAACGAAGCUGACGUGGUUCAAGUGGCGUUUGUAGACAGGGACGGUAAGCGCACGGAAGUCAGGGGAAAAGUCGGUGACAACGUUCUGUAUCUGGCCCACAGGCAUGGAGUCGAAAUGGAAGGUGCUUGUGAAGCGUCAUUAGCGUGCACAACCUGUCAUUGUUAUGUCGCCGACGAUUAUCUAUCCAAGCUUCCUGAAUCAGAAGAGAAAGAGGAUGAUUUACUAGAUCUAGCGCCAUUUCUAAAGGAAAACUCGCGCCUUGGUUGUCAAAUUGUUCUGACCAAGUGUUUAGACGGCAUCGAACUUGUGUUGCCUGCAGCAACCAGGAACUUUUAUGUUGACGGCCAUAAACCUAAGCCUCAUUAG